UGAGCCCCCCCCCCCCCCUUUCAUGAUAUCAAGGCAAUCUUCAUGAAUGCUUUCAACAGUCACCUGGAGAUUGAUGCCAAUUCUUGGAGACUCCAGUCCAGGCCUAUCCUGGAGGGCUGGCAACCCUAGCUGAGCAAUUGUGGGAGGGGCUAAUGCCUUCAAAUCAUGCCUUGCUUGUGGGCUUCUUAGAGGCAUCUGGUUGACCACUGUGGGAAUCGGGGAUGCUCAACUAGAAUGACCCUUAGUCUGAUCCAGAAGAGCUCUUCGUAUGUUCUUGUCCCUUCAUUGAUUAUUCCUAUCCUAUGUUGCAGAAAAUCUAAGAUAGAAGAGCAAAUGUUAUCAUUAUCCAUUGCAAACCCCUCAACCCUGCUUCCCUUCUCCCUCUCCCCUCUCGGGGGGGGGUAUGAACUGCCUCAUGACUAUUUAUCUCUAAGUAAUGCCUUGAUUGAUUACUCUUUGCAGAAGGCUGAUCUGAUCUUCUAUGUUGAUGGUUCCUGUCUCUGUGAUGAACGAGGCGCGUUGUGUACUGGUUAAGCUGUCUAAUUAUUUCUCUGUGCUUGAGGUUUUUUCUUUAUCCACUCAUAUGAGCACCCCAACUGCCUAGCUGAUAGUUUUUACCUGUGCUUGCACACUUGCUGUUGACAGAUGCACUAUUGUGCAUCUGUCAGUCGUUAUGCUUUUUCAGACACUGACAGUCGUUAUGCUUUUGGGGUUGCUUCUGGAGAGAAAGGGGACUCCUUGCUUUGGAGGGGACCCUGAUCUCCCAUGCUGAAAUUAUCUGUGAACGUUUGCAGGCUAUCCUUCUAUUUACAACCCUGGCUAUUGUACUUUGCCACCCUCACACUUCUGCUACUGAUUUGGAUUGGCUGCUUCAUGUAAACCACAUAAACCCCAAGGGCCAACACCCCUGCUUCAAGAGGACUCACCCAGCCUUCAGCAGGCAACCUCGGAGGGGGAAUGGGAACUCUGCCUACAAGCCGGCUGCAGUCAGGAUGCCCAAGCCGUCUGGCACCACCCAGAUGGCUGCCCUAUGGCCCCUGGGAGCUGGCUAAACGUUUUGUUCAUGUGAGGGGGGAUUGUUAGUAAUUGAGUAAUUUGUAUACUUUUUGGUUUGUAUAAUUUUUUGGUUGGCUCCUUUUGCAAGCAUUUAAGCCCAGCAGAUCUGCCAGUCUUGUUACUCCAAGAUUUGGACUUCCUCGGGUACCUGGACUUAAAGACUAUGCUGGCUAAAGUGAUGCGAGACUCUAAACUGUCCUCUGCAGAUGGCUUACCCUGCGUCCCGAUGUCUAUCAGAAAUGGCAGAAAUGGCUCGAGGGAGGAGAGAAAUGGGCAUACUCCUCACGGGCCAGUGAGGGGGAACCUGUGAGGGCCAGUGAGGGUGGGAAUGGAGCCUCCCACCAAACCUAUCAGGGAAAGUCUGGUGCAACUGGACACUGACAUAGUUCAAUAUUGUGUGACCCUCACUAAUGUGUUUGAGUCUCUUAACAGGCGUGUGAAGGCGGCCCAGUCUGGACCUGCAAUUGGAGCCUGUCACGCCCUCCAGUCCAGCCCGGACAUUGGGUCCUCAUCAAAGAGUUUUGGGAGGAAGAACUGUCUUUCCCCAAGAAAGACGGGUCCUUUCCAGAUUUUGUUGGUGAACCAAACGGCAGUCAAGUGUGAGGAAAAGAAUGCCUGGAUCCAUACGUUUCACUGCAGAAAAGUGACCCGAGAGGAUCCUCCAAGGGGGUCAGCCCCAUUCCCAGAAAAUGGGUCGAUGGCUUAGCUGGUCGCGUUAACUGAUAGCUACAGCCCACCCAGAAAACCCCACUGACACGGCCACCAGGUCCUGUGCUGACAACCUGCCCAUCUGUUGAGCUACCCCCGGCGUAAGCUGUUGGCUCAGUUUCGGCUAGAGCAAGUGUAUUUCCACAGGUGAAGGCCCCACAAUGGUUCCAGUUGGGAGAGUGGCUUGGUGGAGUUUUCCUGAUGUUGGCGAUGGGAGUACUGCUAUUGGCCUUGCUGUUUUGGCCCGGACUGUGGUGAGACCUAUGUCAGUCAGGUGGGAGGCUAACCUUUGGGGUGGCUACUGUGAACGUGACUGCUGCUGCUGCCAAUCUCUCUGAUUGCUGGGUGUGCAACCAUAUCCCUGGAUGUGGGACGGUAGCCAGUCACUUUGGGUGUGGUGGCACAAGAACAUCAGUGGCAGUACGAGAACUCUUCAUCCUUACUGAAGUCCGGGGUGGAACAUUCCCUUGGAUCCCGGCCCCUGUCAGCCAGCUCGAUCAGGGUGCAAGGCAGACCUUUCCUUUGUGUUCAGAACUAUUGGGACUCUGGGGGAGUCAUAUUCACAGAAGCUUGCAGGUUUCCUGAGAGAGUGAAGGUAUAAAAGAAGGGACUGCAGUACCCAUAACAGCUAGAGAGACACUCUAGUUUGGAGAAGCUGAAUAGCAUUUUCUCAAUUUCCUGGGACACACUGACAGAAAAUUCUGAACAGCAAGACAGAGUUUGCAGGACAGAAAAGACAUUGUUACUGAAGAGAACUAUUGCCCCAGAAGGCUGAAGAAUGCUGGACAGAGCUAUUUUCCUCCUGUUCCUCCAUUUUGUCAUGUGUUCCCUCUCUUCUCCUCUUUAUCCAGCACUCAGGUAUAGUCCACUACCCAUCACUGGCAAGGUGGUGAGUUUCCAGCUCCAAGAAAGUGGGCCAGUACAGAGCCAUAAUCUCUCGGUCGAAGAACAGGAGGAGGGGAACUUCCUCACUGACUCUGCAGAGAAAAGGAUGCAGCGUCAUGCAGAUGCUAUAUUCACGGAUCAUUAUCGGAAAGUUCUCUCCGCUCAGAAGAUCUUGCAGGGCAUUUAUGGAAAAAGACUUGGGGCAGGAAGCCCAAGAGAUGAGGAACAUGGAUUCUUGACCAGGCGCCAAUCUGACAGCAUCCUUAUGGACAGUCGCUACCAGCAGCAGAUGGUACUGAAAAAUUUCCUGGGAGCUAUGUUGCAGAACCAAAGACCUCAAGAUGUCAACAGCCACCAUUUAGAUAAUUUUGUCAGUGUCCUGUCCAAGCUCAUGGAACUGUAAAUAAGCACCCCUUCUUUCCACUGUGCUCUGGUUGGUACCAUUCUCCCAGUGUUCAGCUUUGCAGGCCCUUCUGUCUUUGAAGCAGUAUAAUGAAACAAACUGGCAUGCACCAAAUACAGUCUAGAAUGCCAUCCCUUAUGGCAGACAGUGAUUAGGAAAACAGAAACAAACCUAAUGGAACUUAUAUUUCCCAUAUUUUUACUACGGCUAGAUUGCCAAUACUCAGAAUAUUAAUAAAGUAGAAAUACAGAAGCUUAUUUUUAACCAUCCACAUGCCUGAUUGACAAACUGAAGAAAAAUGAUCAAAUUUGAACUCUGUUCUUCUGAGAAGUUUGUGUUUCUACACAAAUUGGGAUUCAGUGAGCAAUUAAAUGUUUGAUGCUCAAGUUUUGUGUGUGAAACUAGCCAUUUGGAGGAACAUCAACAUGCUAAUGCUAAAAUUAUUUGCUUAUUGCAUAGUUAGGGUUAUACCUAUAAAAUGCUUCACUACACUUAAUUCAUUUUAUUCUUCCAUGGCUCCAAUGUUCUCCUCUGUUCUCGUUUUUGUUGAUAGUGAAGAAAAUUGUACUGCCAAGAUCAGGAGCCCGAAUCACUAAGCACUGCAACUGGAAAACAUUUGUCUGUCCCAUGCAACAAGCUAGCAUGGAGUGUGCUUUGUCAAGUUUGCAGAAGAAAUCUGUACUGAA
This is a messenger RNA of Hemicordylus capensis (graceful crag lizard), 3738 nucleotides long. RefSeq names its product growth hormone releasing hormone (gene GHRH). Gene Ontology annotation, molecular function: growth hormone-releasing hormone receptor binding; growth hormone-releasing hormone activity; peptide hormone receptor binding. Gene Ontology annotation, cellular component: terminal bouton; perikaryon. Bases 2543 to 3052 code for a protein of 169 amino acids. Gene Ontology annotation, biological process: positive regulation of multicellular organism growth; growth hormone secretion; positive regulation of cell population proliferation. The transcript is spliced from 7 exons. The record is from RefSeq and is a predicted model, not a curated record. Lineage: Eukaryota; Metazoa; Chordata; Lepidosauria; Squamata; Cordylidae.